Molecule: messenger RNA, 1131 nt
Organism: Effrenium voratum
Lineage: Eukaryota; Dinophyceae; Suessiales; Symbiodiniaceae
Source: the annotation of a GenBank genome assembly
AUGGAGUUCAUUGCAGUGCUGGAGGCCCUCAAGCGUGCAUCGGCACCAAAUGAGGGGAGCAACAGCUUUGAAGUUUGGCUUCGCUCAUCUUGUCGACACAGGGAGGAUGUCUUCGAGCAGUGGCUGUUGGUGACGGCUGCAGCCUUCAACGCAACACCAGACUGCGCUUGUUUGAUUUUCCUUGAUCAGGCCGAGCUGCUUGUGAAAGAACAGGUGGAGGGACGGAGUCAGUCGGGUGGACAGAAGUCAGCUUUCACCGAGAUAUUCAGCAAGUUCCCGCAGAAGAUGGGCAUGUUUUUGGCAGGCACGGUGAAUAUCUUGAUUGAUAGGCCAUCGGAGGAUUACACCGUGCUUAAGGUCCAGGAAGUACUGGCUCUACCGCCGUUGUCACUGCAAGCCGCCAGACGGGCCAUGGCAGAGUGGGGAGGCACGCAAUACAAGAAGGAGGAAUUCGACAACAUUCACCUCUUCUCGGCUGGGGUAUGCCGGCUUCUGGAGGCGGCUUUCCAGACCUGGGGUGAGUUGGCAUCAACUGCUCAGGUUGCACUCAAUGCCAUGUGGCAGGAGUUCAGGAGCUCGUUUGCGGAUGCAGCCCCCUACUUCAAUCAGCCAGAAGUGGCUUUGGCGUUGGUUCUUUGCUCGGCGGUUCGAUGGCCUGCAGAAGGCCACCAGCUUGUGCCCGGAACCUUACUGAGGUGGUCAGACAUCUUCAGGGCAGGAGCAGCAUUUCCAAACAACAAGUCCGUACUGGUUCCACGGCUGUGGUGGUGUGAGGGUACCAAUAUCAAAGACGCCAUCCGAAACGAUUUGAAACAGCUGAACGGGCUCCUGCCAGAUUCCUUGCAGUUGCUCAACAGCCCAAAAAGGGGUGCCACUGAAAGGGGGGAGAAGUGGGAAGAGCUGGUUGCAAAUUCCCUGGCAGUGCGGUUCCGCCUUCACUGCGUAGCAAGAAACCUGAGUGCUGAAGUCACCUGGGCCCCUUUUUUGGAGAUCUACCCUACGGAGGAUCCACAUUUGCGAGCUGUUUUGGAGCCGUUCGAAGCCAAGGCAAUGAAGCAACUGUCAGGAGUGACGUUGGGAAGGCCAUCAAGUCCAACCGGAAUUUUGCAACGGCUCACCACGAUCUUUUGA